AUGAUGAAAAUUUGUCCACCAGUGAAAAAAGUAGGAAAAGAUUGGGAUUACAAGGGUCGCAACGAGAUUGUUCAAAUUUUCUUGGAUCACGAUAAUAUCAUCAAUUAUAUUCAAUUUCAAUAUGUUGAUGAGAAUGGAGCCCUGGUAUUAUCUGAUGGACAUGGACGGGUUAAUGGAAUCAAAUUUACUGCUGUGAAGUUCAAAUAUCCAUCAGAGUAUCUUAUUUGUGUUAGUGGUACCAACUGCAUCAUCUAUGGAACUCUAACUUCAAUAACAUUUGUCACCAAUUUGGAAACGCAUGGGGCUUUCGGUAAUCCUUCGGAGAAUGACACAAAGUUCUAUUAUCAUUUGGGACAAGAAGGACAAUUUGGAGGAUUCCACGGCACUGCUGAUGAUCUUUGCGUUAGAUCCUUCGGUAUAUACUUCAAGCCAAUCACUUCUCUCGACUCACCGAAGAAGGUUAAAGAUGAUCCUGAAGUUCGUUCCGAAUACUUUAUUGUCUAA
Fraxinus pennsylvanica is the source of this 504-nucleotide messenger RNA. Lineage: Eukaryota; Viridiplantae; Streptophyta; Magnoliopsida; Lamiales; Oleaceae. The record is from the annotation of a GenBank genome assembly.